UGCGCUACACCCUGGCAUGCGCAAUUUCUUGCGGAAAAGGUCUGCGCUUUAGGCGAAGCUAUCGCUCGCGUUUGUGUGUGCGUGACGGUCUCGUUCUCUCGUUCUAACAGCUAACUGCUUACCUGCUUUGCACACACUCUCCCUAGCAUACCUCCCUCCUCUCCUUCCUCUACCUCCUCUCCCUCCUCUGCCUCCUCUCCCCCAUAUGUAAUGACUUGUGAAUCCGUCUGUGGUCGGGAAGGUAUUUCUGAAUGCAUGUGGUUGUGAUCUCAGCACAGGGGGGCGAGGGAGGGAGGAGGGAUCAAGAAGAAGGACGGCGAUGGAGGGGCCGACAAGAAAGUAUUCGGCUAGGCGCACUCGCAGGACAUGGGGCGUUUGCUACUUAAUGGUGGUUAUGGCCAUCGUCAUUUUCGUGGCUGCAGAGGUCGGGCUUUUCCCUAGCAGCGGGGCCAAGGCCGAUGAAGCUGAUGCUGGUCGUCUGGCUGAUACCGGUAGUGGUGGUGAAGGCGGUGAAGAGGGUGCAACCGAGCCAGGCGGAGUCGCAGCCACGUGGACUAAAGGCAAUUCCCGCAACGCUUUGACAGCUAGGAGGGAGAAAUGUGUACAGGAUUUGGCUAUGGACUCGACGGGGGCCUGCACCGGGUCACUUAUUGAUCUGGAGAACUGCGUGCUGAAGUGCAUGGCGCCGAAGUGCUACGGCGAGAUCUAUGGUCGGGAUCCCUUGGAAGAAGGAGAGAUAGACGUCAGGGGGAGGAGAUUUAGGAGGUGCGCUCGCGCGUAUAUCAGGCAGCUCCGAGCUCAGCACCUCGCGUUGGCGAAGGCGCAGCAGCAGCAGCAGCAGCAAAGGAAACCGUUUUCCGAGGGGGAGGAGGAGGAGGAGCAGGAGGAGGAGGAGGAGGAAGAGGAGGAGGAAGAGGAGGGGGAAGUGGAGGGGGAAGUGGAGGUCAUUGGGGUCUGAUUCCCCUCAUCUGGUUGUUAAUCAUAACCAUCGUUGUGUACAUAUAUUCGUUCUAAGCUUUAGGGUUGCAGCCAGCCGUAACCUGAUGAUGUUCGUCGUCAAGCGAUUCGUUCGUUCGUGUUCGUACGUACGUACUUUUUUUUUUUUUUUUUUUUUUUGAACUUCAAUUCUUUUUCCGACUGUAGUAGUAGUAGUAGUAGUAGUAAAUUUGCGUCGCCGUCUUUUUUUUUUUUUUUUUUUUUCCUGAAGAGUUUCGAGGAGCGAGCGAUCGCGCCUAUUUUGUGGAAUCUCCUCAACUCAGAUGAACUUUCGUGGUGAACUCUCCGAGAGUGACGAGAGGGAGAGGGGGAGGGAGAGGGGGAGGGGGCGGGGGAGAUUGAUUCGGUUGGGGGCCGCAAGGGAGCGGAGGAGGGAAGGGAAGGGAAGGGGUUAUGUGGUUGUUGUUGUCCGGGCCGCCCCUAAACUACUGUUGAAAUGCAGACCUGAGUUCUAAUUUCACUGGAAGCAGAUGAGUAAAAAAAAUGGUACAAUCCUGAUGUACCGACUGCGGGUCAGUUCAACGAUGACACAUCAAGGCCACCAUUUUUUUGGCCCUGCAGAGAAAAAAAAAUACAUGCGAAGUAAAAUUUGUACGGGUCG
Molecule: messenger RNA, 1597 nt
Organism: Chara braunii
Lineage: Eukaryota; Viridiplantae; Streptophyta; Charophyceae; Charales; Characeae
Source: the annotation of a GenBank genome assembly